UCUUCUGCCCGACUCCCUCAGGAUAUUUUUAGCGCUGAUGAUGUGCCCUGUCAAAUCGCGUAACGGAAACAACCUCAGAGCUGCAGAAACAGAGCUGCCGCGGAGAGAGAGAGACGCUCUGCCCCCCGUUUGAUCGCGUCCUGCAGGAGAGAAACCCGCCGCAGGAGGAGAAGAUGAGAUUUGAAAUCCAGUUGGUGUUGUGCGUCUCGGUGGUUCUUAGCGGCGCGUCGCAGACGAGAGGUCAGAGCCAUGAUCCGCCGGCCGUCUUCACCCCUCCCGGCCUCCUGAGUCACACCGAAGCCUCGGCAUCUCCUGACCCGGCAGAGGAUCCUGGGAACGAGGCACCACAGCGGACACGUAAUCCUGCGGGCGGCGAUGAAACCUCACAUGAAACCACCACUCUGGGACGGACGGAGGGCUCGGCCCGCUCAGAGGCUGCGACAACUGCAGCUCUUCAAACCGACACGUUGACCUCGACCCCGGCUGCACCGACGUCUCCAGCCGAACCCACCGCUCACCUCAGCACUGCAGCUGCUGCAGACAGCCUUUCAUCCACGCCAACGGCCCUGAGCGCCGCCUCUCUGCAGGACGCCUCGACCCCAGAGGGCAGGACGCCCCUGACCAGCGAUUCCCUCACCGCCUUUUCAUCUCAGCUGGCGCACACGGUGAAGGAUGCGAGCUCCGCGGCCCCCACCUCCGCCACUGAAUCCCUGACCACAGCUAACCCUGAGACCUCAGCUCCCGGUCGGGCUCCCGAUGGGCCGACACACCAGGAGGUCCCAUCUGAGCUUAAUGUGGGAGAUGAAGACCUCAAGAGGUCCCACUACCGCUCCAGCUCUCCUCUGGACCCCCUGCUGGCUGGUUUGCUGUCGGUGUUUAUCGUCACCACUGCCAUCGUCUUCGUCAUUCUCUUCCUCAAGUUCCGCCAGCGGACAAACCACCCAGAGUUCCAUCGACUGCAGGAUCUACCGAUGGAUGAUUUGAUGGAGGACACGCCACUCUCCAGGUAUUCCUACUGAUGGAAGCUUCUUCCCUGUCAGUCACCGCUCAGAGAACAGAAGCAAACCAAACACCAAAGGAAGACCACUUUGGAUGUAAGAGAAACCUUUGCCUGGAAGCAGCUGCAUCUCUUCUGAUCAGUUUCCUCUUGUAACUGAGAAUUUAGAUUUAAAAAAAGAAAAAUGUUUA
Stegastes partitus (bicolor damselfish) is the source of this 1188-nucleotide messenger RNA. RefSeq names its product putative GPI-anchored protein PB15E9.01c. NCBI's taxonomy places the organism in Eukaryota, Metazoa, Chordata, Actinopteri, Pomacentridae. The coding region runs from base 174 to 1019 and encodes 281 amino acids. The record is from RefSeq and is a predicted model, not a curated record. The transcript has 5 exons.